CGAGUGGUUCACACACACUUUCUUUGUCUUGAAAAAAAAAAACGAUUUUUUCAGUCCAAAAUUAAGGUGGAAACACAACAAGAUAUUUUAAUUAUACUUUGUCGUUUAAUGAUUCAAAAUCACAACCACACACAGAAAGUUGAUAGAUGUAAUUUGUUCUUUUUGUUUUUCAACAAAGUAUGUAUACGUGCAGUUUUUUCUAAUAAAAAAUGAAUAAUUUAAUACGCCAAUAUCAAUUGUUUUACGAGCAAAGUUAAAACUUUUUUUUUAUUCAGAUAAAAAUUCUUUCAAAAAGAAAAAAAAGUCAUUGUUCUCAAUAAACAUUGGCUGAGUAAAAUAAAUAAAUUCAACAAUUGUACUCCAACCUGUUCAUUAAUAUACUUAAAAAUAUAAGCUCUAUACAUAAGACACAAUGAACUGAAAUUUUACACACAUGCACUCAUACAAAAAAAAAACUGAACCAUUGAAAACAAUUGGACAAAAAAAAAACAAACAAAUAGUAGUUGUGCUGAGCUCGACUGUAAUAAAAAUGAUAAAUAAUAUGAAAGGAUUCAAAUAAAUAAUAAUUAAAUUACCGCCAGUUUCAUCUUUUUGUGAGCAUUUAAAAGAGAAAACCAUCGAGCGAAAUUCAACUGAAAGUGAUUCGAAAAACAUAAACGACAUAUCACGUUAAUACGUAACAAUUGAGAAAAAAUACUUGCGAAAAUCUGAACACAACGAAUAACGAAUGUAAAAUAAAAGAGAAACAUGAAAUAGGAAAAGAAAGAUAGAGAGAGAAAGAGAGAAAUCGAGCAAGAGAAGACAAAAAUUGCACAGCAAGGACAAUUUUGCAACGUCUCAUUUCACAUACGUGCUGAAGAAUGGAAUAUAUUCUAUAUGUGAAUAGAUACAUCCAUAUAAUCUAAAUAUUUUUAGAGGACAUUUUACACAGCUCGCUCAACCCGUAUUGAAUCCAUCCGAAGAUAUCUACAGUGAUCUGAGGGGAGAAAGGACUAAGAUACUGCUGUUGCAAAUCAGAAAUCGAGCAUCCAAAAAACAUUUUAUCAUUCGCUCAUAACACAUGCAAAAGGGACCCAAAAAGAAAAGUUCGUGCAUUUUCGAAAGAAUCAAUAUUUGAAGAUAAGAACGUGGGUAGUAAUUGAAAAGUGGCCAAUAUUUGAUCUGUGGGGGUAGGAAAAAUUCAACAUUCUCGUACAUCAAUCGAGAUUGAUUAAAAUACGCAACAAAUACAAAACAAAUCGCUGUUAUUGGAUUGGCGUCUGAAAUCAGAAUAUUGAAUGAUUGAUUGAAAAGCUCAGCAUUCAUCGGCUUAACAAUUCACUGACACGACGAAUUUAUUUUCGAAUAAAAACGUGAAAACACUUACGGUAAAUACGGCUAUGCGCUUUUAUAGAUAGGAUGAGCGAACGUAAAAACGUCAUUUCUCGGCUAUAAAUUUAAAUAGAUGUUGAUUGGUUUUGAAGUUUCGAUUUGUUUGAAAUUAAAUAGAAGCGCUAAAGUCUAUGAAUGCACCGAAAAGCAAAAAACUACGUGCACAAAGGCGAUAUCAACGGUAUCAGAUUAGAAUUAUCGCUUGUGGUAUCAACAGAUUGAGGCAGCAAUUUCGUUGCCAAAUCAAAACAGUCCACGUAGGCCCAAAUCAAUUUUAUUUGGUCGAUCCGUAACAUCGAAUACCAGUCGAGCUGAGAGUGAAAACAGCUCGAGCAAAAUUCAAGCAACCGGAACCAUGCGGGAGGCUUUUAGUGCCCAAAAAAGCCUUCCAACUGGUUCCCCCCAAACGCCACGCAAACUUACUGGACAACAGUCGCUCCAUCAAUUGGAUGCACCGAAAACGAAUACUUCGAUAGCUGGGAGCUCGCCAAAAAAGGACAGCACAGAUUCAAUCGUCUCGUCCCUUCAAUUUCAAAAAUCAAAAAAGACAACGACUAAACUAGGUCACUCUCCCCAUCAUCAUCGCAAUUCAUCGCCAAAUACAAAGUACAGCUACAGUUCGGGUAGUCCUACAUUAAAAACCGAUUUGAAGACACAUCUCGAACGAGGAGAUAGCAGUUGCUUAAGUUUAACAACGACAACAUCAGCUGUGGCGUCGUCAUCUUCGACAGGAACACCACCAACAGUCUUUGCACAGCUUGCGGACACUACAGCUGACGUCGCUUUAACGAAAAUAACACCAUUGACUGGCACUACGGCUGCAUCAACGUCUUCAAUCCAUACCUUUCCAGGUGAAUUAGAGGAAUUGCAAAGUGUUUUGCAUUUUCCCGAAGAGGUUGCACUUCGCAUUACAGACGCUGAAUACCAAUUAUUUUACCAAGUACCACCAAUAGAAUACUUUAAACAUGUGAUAUUAGAACUUCAAAAUGAGAACGACGCAUCACAAAAGUCGAAACAACAGCAACAGCCAACCGCAUCGACAUCCACCUCUUCCGCACCAUCAUCGACAUCAGGUGGAACAACUGCCAACACAAAGUCAAUACCUGAUUUACAAAAGCGGUUCGAAGAGGUAUGCUCAUGGGUAUCGUAUUUGAUAAUGUCACAACCGACGCCACAAGAGCAGAAGGCAGCAUUCGGUUGUUUACUACGCGCAGCACUAUCAUGUUGGAAUAUUGGCAAUUUCAAUGGUGCAAUGGAAAUCACAACCGGUCUGAGAUCGGUUCCAUUGAAAUUACAACUCAAUACCUAUACAGAAAAAGGGAAAAUACCAGUUUUAGAUUUUUUAUCGGCUGCUCUUGAAUCUGCUGAGUAUGAACGUGCGCUCGCCAGAGGUUUGAAAAUGAACGACUGUCGUGUGAUUCCAUGCUAUAAAUUGUUUCUUAAAGAUUUGAAAGAAAUAAUGUUGACGAAACCAAUAAACUUUUCGCUAACUGCUAUCAGUUAUUGUAACGAGGCAUCUGGCGACCGUUCACCAGACAUUGAUGUGGAACAUAUCAGCAUUAAGCAUCACCAUCAUUUUCCAGUUGGUAGCACUGUGGUUGAAGCUGUUCAUCGUGGAGUACAAACUAACAUUCGCACGGAUGCACGAAGUUAUUUCUGCAAAACGUGCACAACACGCGACACUGCUGGCAGUUGUAGCUCUAUAUUAAACUCACGAUUAGUUAAUGGCCAAGUGUACAUAUCCGAUUACAAUGGAGACGAUCAUUAUUUUACAAAGAUUGGUUCGUCGGGCGUCUUAACCGCUGAUCAAAUUUUUAAAAUUCAAGCUGUUAUGGACCAUAUCGACUCUUGUCACCAACAUCAUCAUACGCUUAUGAAAAAUGGUUCAAAUAAUUUAAUCGAUUAUUUGCGAUCGGCCUCAUUAGGAAAUCGACAAAUGGCAGCCACGUCGACAUAUCAUCCCGAAUUAGAAUUGGAAGAAGAUUACGAAGUUGAAAUUGGCAAUUAUAAUCCCGUUCAACCGUUACUACACGAUCACGGAGUUUGCGCGAUUCCAAUUUCAAAUCCAGCAAUUCGAAUCGAUCAUCACAUACUGCAAAUUAUGCAUCACGGAACCACCGCUGUCAUCUGGGAACCAGACGCAACCUCAGGCCGAUCAUGUUAUGCAUUUUUUCGGCUAGAGCGAUCGUGCAGUUCGAUUACAUGGCAAAGACCAUCAUGGCAUCGUUUGAAGUCUGAACAAGAAUACGAUUUGGCCAUAAAUCCGGAAGAAUUAGUUUCGCCGAGACUUUUCCAUCAUCAUCAAACAACCACAACAAACGAAUUUGAACCACAAAAUCCAACUAUUGACGAAGGAUUCCUUGAUUUGACAAUAGCCAAAGAAGUAACAAUGGGCUCACGAAAUCACGAAUAUGAUGCUGAACUUUUGGCAGCCGGAAAACGCUUUGGAUUAACUCACAUUGAAUGCUGUGUUACCAUUCUCUAUGGCAACAGUAUUAACGAUAAUCGAAUCAUUUGUUUAAUGUGUCCACCAAUGUUGUGUCGUCUGUGGUAUGUUGGCCUGAAUUGGAUCAUUAAGGGAAUCAAGAGACAACAACGAUUGGCCGAUCGUGCGAUGCUGUGGCUGAAGGAAAAAUAUGUGCAAUUAUAUUUUGAGGAUCGUAUGUGUGUAGAACCGUUUGCAAAUGAUGCUCUUAAAUUAUUUGGUGGACGUGAUUGGACAACAAUGCAUACCACAACCACAACAAGCACAAUCAUACCAGAAACAUCGGAACCAAUCAAACGAGAAAUGUCAUUUAAAUUCAAGAAAAAGCGAUCCGUUGCCAACAUUUUGGGACAAUCAAUUGGCGCCAUAAAUUCAACAAAUGUAAUAAGUUCAGAGCCUGAUCACGAUGACGGUCAAUUUGAUCGGCGACGAAAUGAAUCUAGCGAUCAACUAUUGCAAAAGGUGACCAAUCUGCGAUUCGGUGCAAUCACAUAUGAAACACAGUUGGAUUUUCUUGAUUUCAUAGCGCUAUUCAAAUCGUUUAGUCUGCUGAUGCGAAAGGAUCUUCGGGAUUUAUUUGAUCAGCUUGCAGUCACCCGAAAGUCACAUAAAAAAUUGAAUGCGGAGAAAAGUCGAAGUGCGCCAGAGCUUUGCUGUUCUAUCGCCCAAAGGAAAAUCGGUCUACUUACACGAAAUAGUUCAUUGGAGGCAGAAAUUACGGAUAAGCAGAGUGCUCAGAAGAAAUUUUUUGAUGGAAUGUGCGCAGCUAGCAUUGUUACAAAUUGUGCUGGUAUUGAUACGUCAAAUACACAAGUGAUAACAAUGUCAACGUUGAAAAAAUUCCUCGAAACCCGACAAAUGGAAGUUAAAACGGAUGACGAGAUUCGGGCGAUUAUCAGACGCCAUGAACCAGAUCCAACGUUGCGCAUUGAAGAUUGCUUGAGCUUUGAAGGUUUUGCGCGCUAUUUGAUGGACAAAGAUAAUUAUGCAUUCAUCAACGAACGUAUAAUUCAGUCAACAUCAAACAUGGAUAGACCUUUAUCGCAAUACUAUAUUGCAUCAUCUCAUAACACUUAUCUAACAGGCCAUCAACUGAAGGGCGAAUCUUCUGCCGAAUUGUACAGUCAAGUGCUGUUGACUGGAUGUAGAUGCGUCGAGCUUGAUUGUUGGGACGGUGACGAUGGCAUUCCAGUCAUUUAUCAUGGCCAUACUUUUACAACGAAAAUAUCUUUUAAAUCAGUGGUAGAAGCGAUCAAUAGAUCUGCAUUUGUUUCAUCACCAUAUCCCGUAAUUCUUUCCAUUGAAAAUCAUUGUUCACUGCAACAACAGGCGCGCAUGGCACAUAUUUUUAUGACAACUUUUGGCGAUAAAUUGGUCAAUAAAUUCAUCUUUGACACUGAUUACUGCGAUGAACCCAUGCUACCAUCACCGAAUCAACUAAAAAAUCGGAUUUUAAUCAAAAAUAAAAAACUCAUUGUCGAAGUACCGGCUCCAAUAAGCAGUCAGCCUGGUAAUCGUAGCAAUCUACGACACCAAAUGAGCCAGCCGGGGCGCACAAGUUCAAUUAUUUCGAAUGUUAGCAGUGGAUCAGUUACAGAAGAUUUUAGCGACGAUGAAUAUGAUGACGAUGAUGAUUAUGAUAAUAUUGAUGAAAAAACGUUCCACACAAUUUUUGGGUCGGUUGACGAGCGUUCAUCCAGACAUAGUCUGUCAUCGUACUCAACACCAACACGACGCGUUGAAAUUGAUGACAAACCAAAGAAACGUAGCAGUCAAAUAUCAAGAGAACUUUCUGAUCUUGUGAAUUAUGUGCAAGCAAUCAAAUUUCGUGGCCUGAAUCCAAUCAGCCCCCAAAAUUCAGUACGAAUGCAGCAACCAAUGCCAACGAAAUUAAAUUCAAGCGGAUCAUUGGUAACGGUUGGAAGUAUUUUAAAAACGAGCAGCAUUUCGCCAUGUGCUCCUCCAAUCGGAAAUAAUCCAUUGGCCGAAAAUAUGCAGUCAAAUUCGCUGGAUUCAAGUUCAGCACAGUCAGAGACUGAAUCACAAUCGGUGUCUACGACAGCUAUAACGUCAGCAACACCAAGUGCAAGCGGAACAUCACAUCGAAAACUUCAUCAUGUGAAUGUUAAUCAUCCAUGCUAUCAAUGUUCAUCGAUCAAUGAGGCUAGCGCAAAGAAACUGUGCCGCAAACAUCCUUUGGCUCUAAUUGCUCAUACGGAAUCACAAUUAAUGCGUACAUAUCCCGCUGGCUUACGAAUUGAUUCGUCCAAUUUUAAUCCGGUAUUUUUCUGGGCAUUCGGCAUACAACUUGUUGCACUAAACUAUCAAACCGAUGACCUACCAUUAUCGAUAAAUACAGGCAUGUUCGAAGAGAAUGGCAGCUGUGGAUAUGUUCUGAAGCCAGAUGUUUUAUGGGACCAAUCACAUUUGAUGUAUCGUCGAUUUAAUCCACUGGAGAAGGAAUUUGAUGGGCUUCAUUCGUCUCAAAUUGUUAUAAAUAUUGUUUCCGGUCAGUUUGUGCAACAAACAAAUUUGCAGGCCUCAACAUAUGUCGAAGUAGAGAUGAUUGGUAUUCCAGUUGACUGUAGCAAGAAGAAAACGCGCGUGAUCAGAAGAAAUGCUCUAAAUCCCAUUUGGAAUGAUACAUUUUUCUUCAAAGUAAUGUUUCAUGACUUAGCCUUUUUAAAAUUUAGUGUUUUCGAUAAUGAUACGAAUCAUAUGGUAUCUCAACGGGUGAUACCAUUAAAGUGUCUUAGACCGGGUUAUCGGCACGUUCGGCUUCGUUCACCAAACAAUCAACCAUUGAGCAUGGCAGCUCUUUUUGUAUACUCUCGCGUCGAAGAGGAAAGCCUAGAGCGUACGUCAGACGAAACCGAUGAGUUCUGCAGCGGCAUCAGUGGCUAUAAUAAAAUUGACAAUACACACACAUCGACAGAUAUAACGAAAAGUGGUGAGAGCAGAGACGUGCUUAAUUUGGGCACACCCACGAAAGAUGCUCAGAAAAUCGCUCCAGCCACAAUGGUUAGUGCAAAUAUACCGCUCAGGCGGCGAAUGUUUUUUGUUAUGGUUUAUGGGGUAGUCACUGGGGAGCCAUUUACAAUUCUGCGUGCCACACAAGAGAGCACCACUCGCGAACUAAUCGCUCAAGCACUGCAGAAAAGCAAUCGCACCGGACAAAAUGUCAACGAUUACAUAUUAGUUGCCGAAGUUGGACGUGGAUGGAAGAAAAAAGAUCGUGAUCUUCCAGCUACGCAGCGUGUGCUUGAUAUGCAUGAGAAACCAUUGCAGGCACAGGCAAUGUGGCAAGGCGAAGGUAGAUUCAUAUUUAAGAAAAUCGGUAAUGACCCGAGCAGCCGAGCUUGGUUGACUUCAAUCAGAAGUGUGUCUGAAAGGCGAGCAAUGUUCACAAGUGGCGAAGAGAAUACAUCGGGUGCAUCGAAUGAGGCGUCCACUUCAUGGGAUGAUGAUGACACAUUUUUAGUAUGUGUAUACAAUGUAUCGCCGGACAUUCCAUAUGCAAUUCUUAAAGCACCGAUCAAUGCAACUGCUCAAGAUGUGUUAGCCCAGUCGUUAUUGAAAGCACGACGCAUGGAAGAUCCAAACUCUUUUGUACUCAUUGAAGAAUUGGAAUAUGGAUCCACCGGCACGGGAGGCAGUGGCAGUAAUACUCAACAACGUCCAUUGGCCAGCGAUGAAAUUAUUUUCUCAACACAGGCAAAUUGGAAAACCAUUGGCCGAUUCAUUUUGCAAGAAAAAUCUCAAGUGACACCGUCAAUGCGUCGACAUCGGUUGGCUAUCGAUAAAAUAAGUCGUGGUUUCAGCAUAAGUCGUGCAGCCGUAUUGAGUUCAACGUCAAAAAAUCCCAUUCAACCAGCUCUAAGUGAUCCAACGACUUCAAGGGUAAAACGUACCGAUUGCUCAUCGGCACCAUCAACAAGCACCGGACAUAUGCUGGGCAGUGGAAUUUUUCGUGCAAAAGGCAAUUCAGAUAAGGAAACAACCAGUUGCAGUCCACGUCGUCAAAAACAUCGCGAAGUGCACUCCGAAGGUGAGGCCCUUAGCGAAGACGAAACACACGAACGAGAUUUAAUGUCAACGGUGUAUCGAUUAAAGAAAAUGUCCAUAAAAAAACUGAAAGCAUGGAAAUCCUGAGUGUUAUUUAACCGUGGUCAUUAGACUAAAAUAAACCACAUUAAUGCAAAUUACAAUCAAUAAAAGCAGUAAUAAUAUGUCAUCAAAUAAAACCAAUCCUCUGGCUGUCAUAGAAAAAUGAAACAAAUAUCUAAAUAAAUUAAAAUCCCAUAAAUAUCUAAAUGUAAAGAGUAUGCUCUACAUCAUCACAUACACAAUACUGGUUCAGAGCUCCUCCUUUUAAUACGUAUCCAAUGAAUGAGAAUGCGGUGGCUAUCAAAUGAAUUUCAAUCAUUUCAGGGAAUCUGAUAAAAUCACUCAGUUUUAUAAACCAACAUAAAGCCAAAUUUAUUAAAACUGAUUGAACUCACAUACACUUAUAGAAUAACCACACAAAACAUAUUCACACGCUAAAGUACAUAAGACAUUUUCUAUUGUUUGUGUGAUUGCUAAAAAUAGAAUUGCUACAAUUGCAUGUCAGUGAUGAUGCGUAUUUUACGUAACUCUUCUACAUAGAGAACAUGUGACAUUUUAAACCCCAAUUUAAAUUAUAAACAUAUAAAUAAUUAAAAAAAUAAAUAUAUAUCAACCGUUAUCGUCAUCAUCAUUACAAACUAUACACAUAUCGCAGAGGCGAAUUUGUGGUUUUUUUAAUGCAAAAGUUUUUAUCUUAUAGAAAAUCCUUCAUUUUACGUGAAAAGUCUAGUAGUCAAAUAAAUGAAAUCUCAUUCGAAACGAGAGAAAGAUAUAAAAAAAACCUAUACAAGCAUUAAUUAUAGUAGAGAACAAGCUUUAAACAUUUAUGCGAGGAAAUUUUCAAGAGUGUUAUGCUGCAUUUCGGUCGUCUUUGUUGUUGUAUAUGAUACCGAAAUAUAAAUUUAAACGAAAUGGAAUCCUAUUGUUAAAAUUAAAAGUUCUCAAGAGCUUUCGAUUUAAAUUAGAGAAAUUUUCUUUGCUAUUGCUGUUUCACAUACACACUUAUACACACACACACACUCUCUCACACACACAUACAUUAUACUUUUAAAACGCUCCUUCUCAACGGUUAGAACAUGUUACUACAUCUUACUUACAAGAAAGAUCAACAACACAUCACAUUUAGGCCAACGCAUAAAUAAAUACAAUAAAAUCACUAAAAUGAAAACCAUUUUUUUAAAUCAAUAAAAUAUUUCAAGGUAUACUUAUCGAGAUGUAUCAAACUGAAGACAAAAAUAUAGACAAAUGUUUAAUAAUACUUUUGCGAUUGCAAAAUGUUACAUACAAAAUACAAUUUUGAAAAUAUUAAACUUGUGUCAAACCUAAUGAAUGGAUAUAAAUUAAACGAAAGAUGAUAGAAUAAUUGAAAGUAUCACACAUUUUUAAUGCAAUGAACGAAAAAAAUAAGUAAGCUAGAGCUCUUUGUCACUAUCUUAAACAUCAGUCACCACCAUAAUUCAUUCACGUCACUUUUAAUUUGUUAUGUAUCAGCUCCUCACAUCAUUCAUCUAUACUCUCUGACUUUUCGUGUAAUUGAAAAUUAUGUAGCUAAAUUUUAUCACACAUUUAUCCUUCACACUUUUCGUACCAUUCAUGAAACAGUAAAUAAGGUGUCACUCUAUUGAAAGUGUUCAUUUUAAUGAGCCAUUCGUGCGCUAUAAAAAAAUUGAUUGAUUGAUACGUGAACCAUCAAUUUCAAUUUUACUUGAUACUUUCGAACGAUAUUUGCAUUGAAAACGCUUCCUUUACAUUUCUUCGUUUGGGAAUAGCACAAUCCAAAUAAAGAGUUCAACUACAUUUAUUUUUCAUACUUGAAAAAUCGUUUCAAAACAUAUAUUUCACAUGUAUUUUAAAUAAAGAUAUUUUAUUGAAUAAAUUUCUAGAAAACGAGCCCACAGACAGAAAAGAAAAAAAACCACAAAGUCAAUCCAAAAUCUGGAGUGAAUAGAAAUGGAAUUAUUCACUUGCUGAAAAAUAACGAAUAAAACAAAAUAAUAUUUUUAAAACCAAAUUUAUUUAUUAUAUUGCAUAUUUCUAUGACGGAAACAAAGAUCCAUAAAAAGAAAACUGUGUAAAAGUCGGGGAUUGUUCUUCUGAGGAAGAGGAACGGCGAGGAGCAGGUGAACACUCCUCAAGUGAAAAGAAAAAUAUUCUGCACUGGGAAAGAUUUAUUUUGUGAUGAUCAAAAAAUCCUCAUCCUUACCAUUAAUCCUCCUCAGACGAACAAUCCACGGUAAAAAUCGAAAUAAAUGAAGUUAGAGACAGUUUCGAAAUAUUUCUUAAACGUUAAACUCCCAAAUUAACUGGCUCAAACACAUUUUUUUAUGUACUAAAACAAAACAUUAUUUUUGCAUUUUUCUUGGAUAAUUUCUUCAUUGGUUUCGCAAGUGUAUGGCGUACGUUAUGUAAUUCAAAUACUUUAAAAUAAUGCUGCGUUAUUUUAUAUAUGAAUUUUGCCUUACACUUAUAACUAUUAUUAGAUGCUAACUAUUAUUAAUAUGGUAUAAAUCUGUACUUUCUCUUUCUUUCUUUUUGUUUAUUUCAAAGAAUCGGAAUUGAUUGGGCAAAUGUUACAUACUUUAAACCAAACACGAAUAACAUAAAUGAAAUAAAAAAACUCCUCUAAACAAACUGAAGAAUAGUUCGGAUAAAAUUGUCCAUUUAUCGAAUGCGAAGCUACAAAAAAUUUUGUUAUUUUAUUUACAUAUUGUUUAGAUCAUUUUUAUUUGUUACACUUUGAUCAAAGUCAAUACUUAUAUGAAAAAUGAAAAGUCUUUUCUUUAAACUUCUAUUUAUUACACUAUCUUAAGAACGACCAAGAGAGAUAAGAAUCUAAAUUAUAGAAAAUAAAUUAAAACUGAACAUUAUGACAAACAAAAAAACUCAUG
Messenger RNA from Contarinia nasturtii (swede midge), 10851 nucleotides. Its product is annotated as 1-phosphatidylinositol 4,5-bisphosphate phosphodiesterase epsilon-1-like. The coding region runs from base 1727 to 8008 and encodes 2093 amino acids. NCBI's taxonomy places the organism in Eukaryota, Metazoa, Arthropoda, Insecta, Diptera, Cecidomyiidae. The transcript is spliced from 16 exons. Gene Ontology annotation, biological process: lipid metabolic process; small GTPase-mediated signal transduction; phosphatidylinositol-mediated signaling. Gene Ontology annotation, molecular function: guanyl-nucleotide exchange factor activity; phosphatidylinositol-4,5-bisphosphate phospholipase C activity. The record is from RefSeq and is a predicted model, not a curated record.